GUGAAGAACAUAAUCAAGAGACAAACAAGGUGAGAAAGACAUGGCUGCAGGCAGCAGGUUCGAGGCCAAUCCUUUUACCGACGACGACAUUAAUCCCUUCUCUCAACCUGCAGGAAGAGUAUACAAUGAUGGUGGCGCAACUAUUAAUAUUCCUCUCCAUACAGAAAAGGAGAUAAAGAGGAAGGAGAUAGAGUUGCAAACCAGAGAAACAGAACUAAACAGAAGGGAAGAGACAUUAAAACGAAGAGAAGAAGCCAUAGCAAGGGAAGUUUUCAUAGAAGAUAAAAAUUGGCCCCCAUUCUUCCCCAUCAUUCACCAUGACAUUGCAAAUGAAAUCCCCAUUCAUUCGCAAAGGCUGCUAUAUGUUGCUUUCGCAUCACUUUUGGGAUUGACAUUAUGCCUUACUUGGAAUGUGAUAUCCACACUUACAGCUUGGCUCAAGGGUGAAGGUAUUAAGAUCUGGUUCCUUGCAAUUAUAUACUUGGUUUCUGGUGUCCCAGGAGCAUAUUGGCUAUGGUAUCGUCCCCUGUAUCGCGCGAUGAGGAUUGACAGUGCUCUGAGCUUUGGAUGGUUCUUCAUUUUCUAUCUGAUUCAUCUAGCCUUUUGCAUCUACUCCGCUGUUGCUCCUCCUUUUCCUUUCAAAGGAAAAUCUUUGACUGGUUUUCUUCCAGCCAUGGAUGUUAUUGGAGGCAAUGCCAUAGUUGGGGUAAAGUAUAUCAGACAAGUAAAUUGCAGAUAUUAUGUACUAGAAAAGAAACUACUGAUUGUUUCUUCAUUGAUUUCAGAUAUUCUAUUUUAUUGGGUUUGGUUUCUUCUGCCUCGAGUCACUUAUCAGCCUUUGGGUCAUUCAGGUAAUGUGUCUUUCUUAGAUCUGCAUCAUCUAAUGCUAGAAAUCACUGAAUUCUCCAAUGUUGCAGCUCAAAACGAGGGCAGGACUGAUCGGUUUGUUUCACUUGUGUUAUUGCAGCAAGUAUACAUGCACUUCAGAAGAAGUGGAAAUGGAGAGGCAUGA
Zingiber officinale is the source of this 1012-nucleotide messenger RNA. RefSeq names its product secretory carrier-associated membrane protein 2-like. Gene Ontology annotation, cellular component: trans-Golgi network membrane; recycling endosome membrane. The transcript is spliced from 10 exons. Gene Ontology annotation, biological process: protein transport. Bases 41 to 1012 code for a protein of 323 amino acids. Lineage: Eukaryota; Viridiplantae; Streptophyta; Magnoliopsida; Zingiberales; Zingiberaceae. The record is from RefSeq and is a predicted model, not a curated record.